GGGCGGAGUGGGGCCGUUGGGCCGGAAGUUCUGUCGAUGGCGCGAGGGUCCGCGCGGGAGGGGCCCCUCUAGCCCCCGUUGGGGGGCCCCCAAUUCUAUGGCUCCCGCCUCUUAAAGGCUCGGCGCGCCGCCGCCCCGCCUCCCAGUCCCGCCGCCGCUCUCGCCCCGCUCGCUCUGCUCCUGCGCUGGGGAUCGAGCUGAGCCGCCGCCGACAUGCAGCUGACGGUGAAGGCGCUCCAGGGCCGGGAGUGCACCCUCCAGGUGUCGGAGGACGAGCCCAUCUCCACGCUGAAGCGUCUGGUCUCCGAGAAGCUGAACGUGCCGGUCGGCCAGCAGCGCCUGCUCUACAAGGGGAAGGCCCUGGCAGGUACCACCCCCGACCCCCGACCACCGCAGGCACUCCCAUUUACCCGGCGCGUGGAGGAAGGAUGCACGGCGCCGUAUGAGAACCGGCUGUCGGACUACAACAUCGGCCCCGACUCCAAGCUGAACCUGGUGAUCAAACCGUCGGAGAAGGCGUCUCCCGAGGAGCCCCCCCGUCCGCUGUCUCCGCAGCCCCACGCCCUGUGGUGCUUGGUGGCCCAGGUCCUGGCCCGCCAUUUCAGCACCGCUGAUGCCGAGAGGGUCCUGGAGCAGCUGCAGAAGGACUACGAGAGGAACCUGCGCGUGCUGAGCCUUGACGACAUCGAGCGCUUGGCCUCCCGCCUGCUGCACCCCUCCGUGGCCGAGGCUGUGGAGAUGGGCUUCCUGGACUAGGAUCGACGACGGGCGGGACGGGCGUGGACGGGCCGCCGCCUCACAGCCACCCCCGCUCCCCAACCCGCUCUGAGCCACCGGCCCCGGGCUGAGGGGGCCGACGGCCGAGGGCCGGGCCCGGGGCCUCUCUGUGGUAUGACCCCUCGAUAUUAAAGGUGGCACCUAUGUGA
Ornithorhynchus anatinus (platypus) is the source of this 926-nucleotide messenger RNA. RefSeq names its product ubiquitin like 4A (gene UBL4A). The record is from RefSeq and is a predicted model, not a curated record. Lineage: Eukaryota; Metazoa; Chordata; Mammalia; Monotremata; Ornithorhynchidae. The transcript has 4 exons. The coding region runs from base 214 to 756 and encodes 180 amino acids. Gene Ontology annotation, molecular function: protein binding. Gene Ontology annotation, biological process: post-translational protein targeting to endoplasmic reticulum membrane.